UCUCAGGACGCUACCUCCUCACUUGCGGCAUGUUGCCCGAGUCUGCACCUGUGCCUGUGCUAUCGUUGCUCUACACGCCCGCCCCCAUGAACGACUGCUGGCGAGCAUCCCCUAGUCCCUGCGUCUUGGUAGUCUACUGCCAGCCCAUCAACCUCCCCGCGACCAUGUGUAUGGCUACACCGACGACUCGGCGUGGCCGUCUGCCUGCAAACCGUUCCUUGGCCCAUGUCUUCCCUCCGCCCGCUUUGCAACGGUUGGCAAAAAGUCAGACGUUCCGCCCGUCUUCACUUCGCAUCCCUACUCAACCACUCUCCCGAUGCUUGUACCCGUGACGUAAUGUGGAGGCAACCUCGGGCCUAAGACGAGAAGCAGCCUAUGCCGAGCGCGCUUGUUGCACUGCAAGCGUCCUCCGCCCUUCUCCAAGAUUGGCCCCAGCCAGUCAGGCUCCACAGACAGACCCUGUUAGGCUCCUUGCA
This is a messenger RNA of Bipolaris sorokiniana ND90Pr, 476 nucleotides long. RefSeq lists its product as uncharacterized. The coding region runs from base 30 to 332 and encodes 100 amino acids. Lineage: Eukaryota; Fungi; Ascomycota; Dothideomycetes; Pleosporales; Pleosporaceae. The transcript has a single exon. The record is from RefSeq and is a predicted model, not a curated record.